UCUCACCCUGUCCCACUCAGGUUUACCAGGAUGCUGUUUGCUGGCCAGAGAACUGGGGAGAGGCAGGAGGGGGCGUCCCGGAACGCUGCUCCGGAGCGGGAGAGAGAAGGGAGGGGAGAGGCGUACGCCGCAGUGACCGUGAAGCCGUCCAGCGCCGCGCGGCUGCUCAAGGUCGGAGCCGUGGUCCUCAUUUCGGGGGCGGUGCUGCUGCUCUUCGGGGCCAUCGGAGCUUUCUACUUCUGGAAGGGGAGCGACAAUCACAUUUACAAUGUCCAUUACACCAUGAGUAUCAAUGGGAAAUUACAAGAUGGGUCAAUGGAAAUAGAUGCUGGGAACAACUUGGAGACCUUUAAAAUGGGAAGUGGAGCUGAAGAAGCAAUUGAAGUCAGUGAUUUCCAGAAUGGCAUCACAGGAAUCCGUUUCACUGGAGGAGAGAAGUGCUACAUCAAAGCUCAGGUGAAGGCACACAUUCCUGAGGUGGACCCUGAAACCGAGAAGAGCAUCUCCUCCGAGCUGGAAGGCAAGAUCAUGCCGGUUAAAUUUGAAGAAGAUGCUCUUAUCUGGGUGGCUGUAGACCAGCCUGUAAAGGACCACAGUUUCUUGAGUCCUAAAGUCUUAGAACUUUGUGGCGACCUUCCUAUUUUCUGGCUUAAACCAACAUAUCCAAAAGAAAUCCAGAGAGAAAGAAGAGAAGUGAUAAGAAAAAUUGUUCAAACUACCACAAGAAGACCAAACAGCAGAUCCCAGGGCAACACAAGCCCUGGGAGACUGAACAAUGAAACCAGACCCAGCGUGCAAGAGGAUUUGGAACCCUUCAAUCCAGACAACCCUUACCACCAGCAAGAAGGUGAAGGCAUGACAUUUGACCCCAGGCUGGAUCACGAAGGGAUCUGCUGUAUUGAAUGUAGACGGAGCUACACCCACUGCCAGAGGAUCUGUGAGCCCCUGGGGGGCUUUAAUCCCUGGCCUUAUAAUUAUCAAGGUUGCCGUUCAGCCUGUAGAGUCAUCAUGCCCUGUAGCUGGUGGGUGGCCCGCAUCUUGGGCAUGGUGUGAAAUCACUUCCUACUCCAGAUGCUGGAAAGUAAGAAUUAACUGAAGAGAUCACCACAGAAGCUGAAGGACCACAAAGUAUUUUAUACUCAAACUGCACGGUAUUGCUCUAGACACCUUUAAAAGAAUAGUUCUCCUUUGCUUUACAGAACUUUAUCCAGUGUGUGCAAAUGUACUGACAGGGUAGUUUAAAUCUAAAAUGCCCUAACUAUCCUUUUGUUAUUUGCUGCUCUUUAUUAUUUGCUUUGCUUUGCCAGUGAGACUGCUUAUGAGUCUUAUCAAGCUGUUGUGAAAUAAACAUGAGAAAUUAUUUACAGUUAGUCAAAGGUUUCAAUUGUAUACACUUGAGUUCCUUUUAAUCAAGGCACUGACUACAAUAAUUAAGUUGUUCUCUGUUGUUAUUUGUUCAGAAUUCUUCAGUUGUUCUCAGCCUUUACUGUCCUUCCCCAUCCUGCAAAUGUGCCCCCAGAGUUCCCAAAUGUAAUCAUAAAUAAACAAAAAGGGAAUCAGGAAAGUAAA
Molecule: messenger RNA, 1569 nt
Organism: Choloepus didactylus (southern two-toed sloth)
Lineage: Eukaryota; Metazoa; Chordata; Mammalia; Pilosa; Megalonychidae
Gene: CNMD
Product: chondromodulin
Exons: 7
Coding region: 31-1053 (340 amino acids)
Biological process (GO): negative regulation of angiogenesis; negative regulation of endothelial cell proliferation
Source: RefSeq, a predicted model, not a curated record